Cooperia oncophora is the source of this 225-nucleotide messenger RNA. Lineage: Eukaryota; Metazoa; Nematoda; Chromadorea; Rhabditida; Trichostrongylidae. The record is from the annotation of a GenBank genome assembly.
AUGCAAGGUGCUGGUGCUGAAUUGAAGUUAUGGAGGAAACUGGUCAAAGAAAAGCAUCCAUUAUCGAAGGAUUAUGCGGACUCAAUCGUCACCACAACGCUGCUGGAAGGAGAUCGGAUUAACGCGAUCAAGCAAGCAGUAGCACUUGCUGAGCGUGAAGUGAACAGAUUGAAAAAUGAGAACAAAAUGUUGAGCACAUUCAGUGGGAUUUCUGCAGAAAGAUGA